Messenger RNA from Gracilinanus agilis (Agile Gracile Mouse Opossum), 2694 nucleotides. It is a transcript of the gene SLC7A9, whose product is annotated as solute carrier family 7 member 9. Gene Ontology annotation, biological process: amino acid transmembrane transport. Gene Ontology annotation, molecular function: L-amino acid transmembrane transporter activity. The record is from RefSeq and is a predicted model, not a curated record. NCBI's taxonomy places the organism in Eukaryota, Metazoa, Chordata, Mammalia, Didelphimorphia, Didelphidae. Gene Ontology annotation, cellular component: membrane. Bases 127 to 1590 code for a protein of 487 amino acids. The transcript is spliced from 13 exons.
UCUAAGCAUAAGACAUGGGUGUUCCCAAGAGAGUGAUUUAGUGUAAAAGGAAUCCAAAACCUUGAAGAAGGAAAAACUCAAAUCCUAGAUCUGUAAGGUCAAAGAGAGAAGCCUAGAGAGGUUAAAAUGGAGGAAAAGAGUAUAAGAAAAAGAAGAGAUGAUGACCAAUCAGUUGAGAGUAAAGAACCUAAAUCUACAAAUCUACAAAAAGAGGUGGGCCUAAUUAGUGGAAUUUGUAUCAUUAUUGGCACCAUAAUUGGCUCAGGAAUCUUCAUUUCACCCAAAUCUGUACUUAGCAACGUCAAUGCUGUGGGACCUUGUUUGAUCAUUUGGUCGGCCUGUGGGAUUGUUGCUACAUUAGGUGCUCUGUGUUUUGCUGAACUUGGCACAAUGAUCACCAAAUCAGGGGGCGAGUACCCUUAUCUGAUGGAGGCCUUCGGCCCCAUCCCUGCCUACCUCUUCUCUUGGACCAGCUUGAUGGUCAUCAAACCCUCCUCCUUUGCCAUCAUUUGCCUCAGCUUUGCUGAAUACGUGUCGGUCCCCUUCUACAGCAACUGUAAGCCUCCCGUGCUCGUGGUCAAGUGUCUCGCGGCAGCUGCCAUCUUGGUUAUCACAACAGUGAAUGCCAUGAGUGUGAAGCUGGGCAGCUACGUACAGAAUUUUUUCACCGCAGCCAAGCUGGUGAUUGUCGCCAUUAUAAUCAUAAGUGGAAUUGUGCUCCUCGCACAAGGAAAAACAAAAAAUUUUGAAAAUUCCUUUGAUGAUGCCAGUAUCUCUGUGGGUGCCAUCAGUCUGGCAUUUUAUAAUGGACUCUGGGCAUAUGAUGGAUGGAAUCAGCUCAAUUACAUUACAGAAGAACUUAAAAACCCCUACAGAAACUUGCCGCUGGCUAUCAUCAUCGGGAUCCCUCUGGUCACUGUGUGUUACGUGCUGAUGAAUGUCUCAUACUUCACCAUAAUGACAUCUACAGAACUUUUACAGUCCCAGGCUGUGGCUGUGACUUUUGGUGACCGGGUUCUCUAUCCAGCUUCCUGGAUUGUUCCGGUCUUUGUGGCAUUUUCAACGAUUGGCGCUGCUAAUGGCACCUGUUUCACCGCUGGGAGAUUGGUUUACGUGGCAGGACGGGAAGGUCACAUGUUAAAGAUGCUCUCUUACAUCAGCGUUAAGCGUUUAACUCCGGCACCUGCCAUCAUCUUCUACGGCAUCAUUGCCAUUCUGUACAUCAUCCCUGGGGAUAUAAAUACAUUAAUUAACUACUUCAGCUUUGCUUCAUGGUUCUUUUAUGGCCUGACUAUAUUAGGAUUGAUUGUGAUGAGGUUUACAAAGAAAGACCAUAAAAGACCUAUCAAGGUGCCGAUUGUUAUUCCCAUCUUGGUGACCUUCAUUUCAGCCUACCUCGUACUGGCACCAAUCAUCAGUAAGCCGGACUUACCGUAUCUCUAUUGUGUGCUAUUUAUACUGAGCGGACUUCUGUUUUACUUUCUUUUUGUUCACUACAAGUUCGGCUGGGUCCAGAAAAUUUCAAAACCUAUGACCAUGCACUUACAGAUGCUCAUGGAAGUUGUCCCACCAGAAGAAGAUUUCAAUUAACAUUUGAUUUCUAGUGCAUCAAGCCACGUAACAGAUGUAUUUUUGUAUGGAAUAUUUGUGAUUAUGUUGUCUUAACAGGCAUGGGUUUUUUCCCCAAGAGAAUUUCUUUUUUUUUUUUUAAAGAGAUCCACAAUUCUCUCUUGGCCUGGAGUUUACAGCAUAGAGGUAAUUGGGGUCUGCUAAAAUUAGCAGCUACUCUGCCCUAUUGAAAAUUAGGAGAGUGGCAAAGAAAACACCACAGUUGUGGUAGUGACUUAUUUAAGGAAGAGAAUACGUUUAUUUAAAAUGACAGAUGUCAGUAAAAUAUAUUCCUUAAACUCCAAUGCUUUUUGUAUCUUAUUUAACUAAAAUUUAUUUUCUCUGGCAUCUAAAAUUGUGUUUUGCAUAACUGAUCUCAUCUCAGUUGGUGACUACAUCAUUGACAAGCCAGUGCUUUCUAGUCUUACAGAUAACAUCAAUUUGAAAUCUUGUAUCAACUUGGCAGUCUCAAGUCAUUGGCUAUCAGGAGUACCCAAAUGUCCUUUGUUAGCAUUUUAGAACAGAAAGAAAAAAUUCCCAGGAAUAAAAUUUGGCCUUUAUUCCACUCUCCCCCCCACCCCAUGCCCCUUUUUAUAGUUAUAGCAGUGAGGCCAAUUCCUUCAACCAAAGCAGAUCAGCAAUGGCUCCAAACUUACCCUCCCCUCCCUCCAGAGACCCAAGCAGUAAGAAUCAGGUUCUGAGCCCUGUUCUUUAUCCACUUCACUUUGUCAUAGGCAAUGUAAAUAUUGUUAAAAAAAAAAAAAAAGAAAACAGGAGACCUCUUUUGUAAGAAAACAAGUAUAUUUUAUUGAUGACAUAUUUCCAUUUCCCAUUAUAAUCAAGUGAAUAAGAACAUAGGCGACUGACAGAAGAAACCAUAAGACAGAAAUAUGCAUGUUAUUCACAACCCCAAGAAAACAUUUAUAGGAGAACUUAAAAUGUAGAAGAAGCCUUGUUUCCAGUAUAAAAAGUUGCAACAUCAUAUUUUACAAGUCUUAAAUUUGUCAAUACUACAUGUUCAAAUACAAAAAAUGGCACUUGCACGUUUGAUACUUUAAAAAUAAAAUUAUAUAACUUAAAAAAUCU